Messenger RNA from Dendrobium catenatum, 1155 nucleotides. RefSeq lists its product as uncharacterized. The record is from RefSeq and is a predicted model, not a curated record. Lineage: Eukaryota; Viridiplantae; Streptophyta; Magnoliopsida; Asparagales; Orchidaceae. The transcript is spliced from 3 exons. The coding region runs from base 316 to 759 and encodes 147 amino acids.
UUCUUCACUCAAAAUCUGCAGCCACUGCGGAACUCUUUGAGGACAGGCAACGUCAAUGUCCAAGGAAAAAGAGGCAACAUACAAAUACGCCGCCUCUUCAGACCAGUCCGUCCACGUGCGACAACAAAAUUCUGGCGCUUCGUCCUCUCAACCGGCCGAUAUGCUUCCCCGGGCUAUAAAUUUGAGCAAUGGCUUCCUUCUUCUUAAAGGGGAAGGUGAAAACUUGUCUUUUGCCCUCCCUUCUUCCUCGAGAAUAAAUUGCUUGAGAGCUUUGCGCUUUCUCGAUUUCAAGGCGUUAUAGAGCAACAUCCCGAGAUGUCGAAGUACGGUGCCGGCCACGGUCCCACGAUACAUAUUUCAGAUGAGAGUUCUGUGGACCUGGAUACGAAUGAUCAGGAGUUUACAUUUUCAUGGGGACCUUUAUUCUCGAGUUCGAGGGAUUAUCAGAAGCCCAAUCAGAAAAUGUCUGGAAAGCUAGUCUUCAACAUCAACAUCACUGCUGCCCAAUCUGCUGAGAGCAACCAGAUUAGAUUUGGAUCUGAGUUUGAUAAGCUUCAAGCCACCUUUGGUGCACCACAACCUGAAGUGGUGGCACCUCCUGUUGAAUCCGAUAAAUCAACUCCUAUUCAAGUUAACGUGGAAGGCGGGUCUGCAGCUGCCAAACCCUCAAUAUUUACUCGUUUGACUUAUCCACAGUCAGCUGCUAUGGCUAAGGAAAAGUCUCCAGUUGUUGGAAUCCCCAGUCUCUGGGAACUUUGAAGUGGGAUCAUCCUUUGCCAUCCCAGAAAUCACUAAAUCUCAACGUCACAACAUGAUUCGUCGUAUGAGGCGAAGGGUUGAAAGAGCUGAAACAUUAAUGAAGAAUUCUCUGAUCGUUUCCACGACUGAGUCAUCUAAUAAUGCAACUACUGAAGUUCCUGAGCAAUAUGUUAAUUCCCCUCAAUUAGCUGGUAGCAUAUUUCACCCAUUGUCUGCUGCUGCUGGGGAAGAGAACGUACUGCAUAUAGCACAUUCUCCACCUACUUCGUUCCGAAAUGAUCAUGCUCUCCCUUGUCUUUCUAAAAGGAAGAGAAAAUUCAAGACUUUACUGAAUGGAUUGAUGCAGGAUUGUGCCAUUGGUUAUGGCAAGUCAAAGAAAUAAUUUUUUUAAAGUGU